Ruditapes philippinarum (Manila clam) is the source of this 3458-nucleotide messenger RNA. RefSeq lists its product as uncharacterized. Lineage: Eukaryota; Metazoa; Mollusca; Bivalvia; Venerida; Veneridae. The record is from RefSeq and is a predicted model, not a curated record. The coding region runs from base 37 to 3276 and encodes 1079 amino acids. The transcript has 5 exons.
CAUCAUUCAAGAAACAAUUUAUAGUAAUGUCUAGCUAUGGCAUCUGCUCAACCUGGUACAUCAUCUUUGGCUCAAGCAGUUGAUAAUCGAGUAUUUUUGUUCCGCCUUCAGAUACUAAUUAUAGAUGGUGGACUUACAGUUUUAAGAAAUUAUGUAGAUCACGAACUUUUAGCUCAAUCUAUUACUCUCAGCGGUUGUCUUGCUAAUGAAAAGGCCACUAUUCAAUUUUUGAAGGGACGUGGUUUAAUAACACAGGUGCAAUAUGAUUUAUUGUUUCCACCGAGUGGCACUGUUUCAACGUCAGAUUUGGACAUCACACUUACCAUUUGUCUCAUGAGAAACCUAAAAUGUUUUAAGUUAAAUAAAAAGUUUAAUUGGAACAUUCCGCCAAUACAAAGUGAUACUUCCAUCGAGGCAGACAUUUGUAGACUGAAGAAUUACAGGAACGAAAUUUGUCAUAUAUCGACCACUACAGGAAUACAACAUAAUGAUUUUAUUACAAAGUGGAAAGAAAUCGAACAGAUUCUCCUUAGAUUCGAUAAGGUGUAUCCAAUCAAAGACUUUCACCAGACAAUAACUGACUUUGAAUUCAGCCCUCUUGAUCCAAAAACAGAACAGAGGGUAACGGAUGAAAUUGAAAAAUGGGAAAGUCAUGAUAAAGCAGUAGAAGUUGAUAUAGAACUUCUGAAAGCAGGUCAUAAAGAGACUAUUGAAGACUUGAAGACGGUUAAAACUGAAAUAGAAGAAAUAAAAGAACGACUACCAACAAAACAAACGAUUUCAAAUAUGCAAGAUGAAAGAAGGCAGGAAAACGAGAGGGAUGGAAACUUUAUUCAAAGUUUUUUUGAGAGGAGACGCUAUCGCCAGAAGAAAAAAAAACUUCAAAGAGAUCUCAUUAAAUUCUAUAGAAACAAGUGUAGUUCGAUACCUCUCUCGCCGCUUUUUGAAGAAGUAGAGACACCUCUAGCUGGGUUCUACGUAAUGCCAGAUAUAGUCGCCAUUAAACAGAAGUCUCCUUCAAGUGACAUGGAGGUGAAAACGCCAGUCAAAUCUUUAAGGGACCUGUUUCCGGUUGGAAGCGGUAACCAGCAAGAAAUAUAUCUAUCAGCAGACGCAGGCUUUGGAAAAACUGCUUUGUCAAAAUACCUUACAAUCACGUGGUGCCAGGCUCAUCAUAAAGACAAAAACUAUAAAUGUUUUAAUGAUGAUGAGUUAAAAGCUUUAUCUGACUUUGAGUUAUUAUUUUUGGUGUUAUUAAGAGAUUGUUCUGAUAUCUGUAGCAUAGACAAAAUGAUUGAGCAACAAAUUAUUGAACAACUUCCUAAGUCAGUAUCACUAGAAGAAAUUUUACGUAAAGAUAAGUGCUUGAUUAUAUUAGACGGUCUUGAUGAAUGGACACACCCUGAAAAUGGUUGUUCCAGGCGAAAUGAAAAAAUCCCACAUCGGUACGUACGUGAAAAGUGUGUUAUCUUAACGACUACGCGUCCAUGGAAACUUGGAGUUUCAAAUCUAAAAACAAGUCAGGUAAACAAGAAAAUAGAGUUGGUUCAACUUAAUGAAGAUUCUACGUUGCAACUUGAGAAAAAUGCUUUAAGUAAAAUGACGGGUGUUCCUGAUGGUUACAAAUUGACGAGUAAAACACGGGACUUAAAUAAAGUGAUACGUGAUUGUGGCCUUCAGCACAUGCAAAAGAUUCCACUCCUCCUUAUGUUUAUCACUUGUCUUUGGUGUAACAGAAUUCCCAUAGUUAACUCGAAAUGUGAUGUUUACACCAAAAUCAUUGAAUUUCUUUUAUCAAGAACAGCAAAGAAACACCCGGAAAUUCAACCAUCUUCUGAUGCUUCUGCCUGCGAUAUCCCAGAAUAUUUCAGAAAUCACAACUUUAUAAAAAAGUUUUACUCUCUUAUUAAAUCAUUAUCAGAACUAGCUUAUCAAACAUUAUUUAAUGAAACAAGAGAAAACACGCUGGUAUUUGACAGAUCGGUUGCUGAAACAUAUCUCAAAGCAGACGACAUGAAAAUAAGCCUUUUCUCAGGAAUUUUGUCAGAAGGUAGGACUAAGACUUUGAUAAAAGAAAUUUCUAAAGUGUCAUUUUCCCACAAAACAGUUCAGGAAUUCUUUGCCGCAAUAUUUAUAAGUUUUCACGUAGACGCUCAGAAAAUUGUUCUAGAAAACUGUAGAAACAUUCAAGACAUUCUAGAUAUGUCAAACAUUUAUGAAUUUAUAAGUAAAAUGAAUUCUGACUGGAUGUGUGCAAUAUUAAAUGAUUUGAUGUCUGUGAUGAAUAAAGACGAGAAAACACGCGACUUUAGAACUAGGACAGGUUACAAGGACAUUGACAAUAAUCCAUUGUAUAACAUACAGAAAAUGUUCAUGUCGUGUUUACAAGAAAUACCUGAAAGUGAAAACAUUCAAUUAUGUUUACAAGAUUUCUUCAUUGUCGGGUACAUUGAGCACAGUGAGCAGUUACAACAUUUGUUAAAAAAAAAUAAAAGCAAUAUAAAAUCACUUUAUAUAGAAAGUAUCAGAUACGCUUUUAGCUGUUUACGUGAAAUUAUAGAUUUAUUCUCCAGCAAAGAUCUCAGUCAUAUACAGACACUUUACUAUAAAGGUUACUUCAGUAUUGAGAAGUUGUUUCCUACUUUUCAGAACGUUACUUUGGACUCGGGUGAAUGGGCAGAUGAUGAAGAAACUCUGAGUAAAAAUUUGGCGCGAGUACAAAACUUACAAUAUUUAGAUAUUGGUUGCUUCUCUUUUUCUCACAAAAUACUGGAAACAUUUUUCAAUUUUAUCUCCGGUCAAAAAACAAUGAAAGAGUUAACAUUGCAUUUGUUAUUCUGUAAAAAACAUUACGACCAUAAUUGUAAGAGACUGAACUUGGAUUUGUCUCAACAUUCAACUCUUUCAAAUUUAGCCUUGCAUAUGUUACCUUGGAGGCUACAAUUGAAUAUAUCAACACCGUCAUUAGUUGAUGUUAAGUUGUGGAAAAUCAAUCUAGAUAAAAGUUCAUUGUUACUGUCACCUGACAUGCUAAAUAUUGAACGUGUUAAUUUGUCGACGAUAGAAAUGUCUGCAGCAAGUUUACAGAAUUUUUUUUCCGUGUUGGAAAAUCUGCCUCAGUCAGUUACAGUAAAGAUGAACGACAUUAAACCGAGAACAGAAUAUAAACGUUUCAAAAAAAAUAUUCGGAAAUCACAAACUUUUCAUGUGAUACAGGACGACGACUUCUGUCUGACGGUGUUUGAGUUCAAAACAAGGAAACCAAGUAAAGAAUAAACAAGGACAAAUAUUUAAUAUAAACUGAAGAAAUGACUUCAAGACUUUGAAAAAAAAGAAAACAAAAUGGAAACUUAAAAUACGAUUGAUGAAACUUAAUUUUAAUGUUUGGUCAUUUAGCAUUUAAACAAGUAAUUUCUUUUCUAACUAACAGUUGUUUCUGAAUAUAGUGAUUGAAAUGG